AUGAGACUUUGUUUACAUUUCCUCAUGGAUUGUGCCUUUCUCCUCAAGUCUUGCCAUAUUGUUGAGGAAGUUAGGGCUAAAGUCGGAUUGGGCUUUAUGAUUUUACUAAUGUGGGACAACAACCAUAAGAAGGAAAAAGAGUAUGUUGACGUCAUCCAAGCAGAUGCGGCGGAAGCGCACCGGAGGAAGGCGGCAGAGGAGGCCUUGGAGGCCGAGAGAGUGGCUGAUAGGACCGAUAGAGAAGAAGCGGAGAGAGCGGCGGACCAAGCAGACCGUCGUGCGGCGGCGGAGAGAGCGGAAAGGGCGAGACAGAGGAAACUGAAGGGGGCGAUUCCGGGGACGAGUCCGCUUCCAACAGAGGGAACUUCAGGCCAAGCAAGGCUUAAAGGCAUCCCUGAUGUGAUCAAGAUGUCGGGAUGUCCCGCGCCCGCGAAGCUGACUGAUGACGGGAGGUCAUGGAUGUCACGUGAAAUCCUUCUGGAGCUUAUUCCGAGGGCUGGGUUCCCCGAUUCUCUAGAAUUCCGUCUCCCGGAGGCUCAUGAAAGGCCUUACGAUGCUCCACCGGGAUGGAUGUGUGUUUACGAAUGCAUGUUCACGGAGUUUGGGAUGAGCUUCCCUCUUUCCCCUAUGCUAUUGAGGUUCGCGGCAGAGCGCGACGUUCCCACGAGUCAUCUGACUCAUGGAGUUAUCCGCUAUAUCGUCUUCACCGAGGCCUUAGCUAAGGCUGCCGGGUUCACGUUCGACCGUUUGCUCUUUGAGCAUGUCACAGAUCUUCGGACCGGGUCGAUGUGGGAAAGGGACUUCAAGCGGUUUCAUACUACGAUGAAGUAUGAUAUCGUGUUUGGUAAUUAUCGGAACAAGAUUCAUUGGUGGAAGAACUACUUCUUCUUUGUCAAGAUCUGUCGCGCCUCGGUCGGGAAAAUCAAAGCUGACCAGAUUAAGACAUAA
Messenger RNA from Microthlaspi erraticum, 948 nucleotides. The record is from the annotation of a GenBank genome assembly. NCBI's taxonomy places the organism in Eukaryota, Viridiplantae, Streptophyta, Magnoliopsida, Brassicales, Brassicaceae.